GCACUAAUUUUAUUUUUCUAAAAAAAAAUAUCUAAACUUUUUACAAAAUGGCCCUACGUUUUUGGUUGCUAAUGCUACCAAUCCUAGCGUAGCUUGCAUUACUUCGCGAAGUAGCCUUUGUCUGCUUCCUCAUUUUCCCUUUGCUUUUCUGGGACCGAUUUAAUCUGCUCUUUCUGCUAAUUUGUCCUUGUUUAGCAAUGUUUAUCCUUUGGCCUAUAAUCUUGAAUCAAGAAUUUAAAGUAACGAAUCUUGAAAGUUGAGAAAAAAAAUCAUUCAUUCUUCUCUGUAAACCUGAGAUCAUGAAAUCUUGAUUCUUUUGGAAGUUAUUUGGGUCUGAAACAUGCUCUCGAAAACACCCCACAUAAGGCCAACCCCUAAAUCUUCUGCAGCUUUUCAUCAUAAGCAGAAUCCGUUUUUCAAGAUUGCUUGCUGUGUGAAGAAUGGUUCCUCGGAUUCUCCGAAUUCAGCACCUCCUUCUUCGACCCCGGAUAACAAAUUUGGGUUCAAGCUGGUGGGGCAGUCUCUUGGCGAUAUCAAUCGGAAGUUCAAUGAUAUUGAUACAAAUUCAAUGCAAGAAUCAGUAAACCAAUGGCUAUCAAAGACCCAAAACUUUUUCAAUGAAGUAACUUCUCCACUUGUAAAAUCUGUUCAUGAUAGAAAGCCUAGCCCUCAGAGUGACAGUGAAGAUAUGGAUGAUGUCUUUAUUAUUGAACCGACUAUUGAUUCAAGAACUCCUGGAGGAGAGCUUUCUGAAGCUGCCAUCGUUUCCAUUGAACAAUUUAGCCGGAUGAAUGGGUUGACAGGACAGAAAAUGCAGAAAAUAUUUAAAGCCCUUGUUCCCGAAUCAGUUUAUAAUGAUCCACGUUAUUUGGUGGAGUAUUGCUGCUUCAGGUUUUUGUCAAGGAAUAACGUUGAAGUUCAUCCUAGCCUCAAGGAACCUGCAUUUCGGAGACUAAUUUUUAUAACUAUGCUUGCAUGGGAGAAUCCUCUGCGGAAAGGAAAGGGUAACCGAGUUAAAUUAUUCAAAGGGAGUAAUUUUCAGAAGAAGCUCGUGGGAGAAGAAGCUUUUGUUCGCAUUGCUCCUGCUGUUUCUGGUGUAGCUGAUUGUCCCACUGCACAUAAUCUUUUCAGAGCUUUAGCUGGUGAAGAAAAGGGCGUCUCAUUUAGCAUAUGGUCCACAUAUAUUACCGAACUUGUCAAAGUGCAUGAAGGCCGAAAGUCUUAUCAAUUUCAGGACAUCUCCCAAUUUCCUAAGGAAAAAAUCCUGUGUCUUGGUUCCAGUCGAAAGCAGCCUGUUCUAAAAUGGGAGAAUGACAUGGCAUGGCCGGGAAAGGUCACUUUGACCGACAGGGCACUUUACUUUGAGGCAGCUAGCUUGGUCGGAGGAAAAGAUGCUGUAAGGCUGGAUCUUACUCAUCACAAUUCAAGAGUCGAAAAAACAAGGGUGGGACCCUUAGGAUCAAAUGUUUUCGACUCUGCAAUCUCCAUCACAUCUGGUCCGGAGCCUGUGACGUUGGUACUUGAGUUUGUCGACUUAGGUGGUGAAGUGAGAAGAGAUGUGUGGUAUGCAUUCAUAAGCGAAGUUAUCGGAUUAUACAAAUUUAUACGCGAAUAUGGACCCAAGGAUAAUGAUGAGUCGGUGUAUGACAUAUACGGUGCUCACAAAGGGAAGGAUAGGGCAGUCACUCAUGCCAUAAACGCCAUUGCUAGACUUCAAGCUCUCCAGUUUAUGAAGAGGACAUUCGACGAACCUACUAAGCUGGCCCAGUUUUCAUAUUUACGUAAUGCACCAUAUGGGGAGGUUGUUCUUCAAACCCUCGCUGUAAAUUUUUGGGGCGGGACGGUAAUCAAGAAACUAACGGACAUUGACAGCGAGCUGGAGCUGCUUGUGAGACCCAACGGUGAGGCUUCUGAGAGUAGCAAUCAUGUUUUUGACAUAGAUGGAAGUGUCUACUUGCGAAAAUGGAGGAGAUCAGCAUCGUGGGGAACUAGUGCUUCAUUGGCUUUCUGGAAGAACGCUGUGGUCAGACACGGAGUUGUGCUUAGCAAGAACCUCGUUGUAGCUGACAUGAGUUUGGUGGAGAAGGCGUCGAUGAUAUGCAGAGAUAAGUGCAAGGUAGUUGAGAAAACACAAGCUACAAUCGAAGCUGCAAUGAUUGAAGGAAUUCCUAGUAACAUCGACCUUUUUAAGGAGCUUGUACUUCCUCUAACUCUCACUGCCAAAAAUUUCGAACGACUCAGGCGCUGGGAUGAUCCCCUUGUUACUGCAUCUUUUCUUGGACUUGUAUAUACACUUAUCUUUAGAAACCUGAUGUCUUAUAUAUUCCCGGUGACGUUGAUGAUCUUCGCGGCUGGGAUGUUAGUGCUGAAGGGGCUCAAAGAGCAAGGCCGUCUUGGGAGAUUCUUCGGGAAAGUUACUAUAUAUGAUCAGCCUCCAUCGAACACAAUCCAAAAGAUUAUUGCACUGAAAGAAGCCAUGCGCGAAAUGGAGAAGUCCCUCCAGAAUGUGAAUGUUGUACUGCUCAAGAUUCGCUCCAUCAUUCUCGCAGGACACCCUCAGGUGACGAUGGAGGUUGCUCUUUCGCUACUGGUUGGUUCAACCAUUCUUCUUCUGGUUCCAUUUAAAUAUGUGCUUGCUUUCUUGAUUUUUGAUCUCUUCACGAGGGAGCUCGAGUUCAGGAGGAAGAUGGUGGAGGCGUUCGACAACUUUUUGAAAGAGCGGUGGGACGGGGUGCCUGCGGCUCCUGUGGUUGUGCUGCCAUUGGAGGAGAAGGAAGAGGAGAAGAAACAACUGGAUAAGCUCAAACCAGAAAGAAGUUAGUUUAGCAUGGAUUUCUGGUUCUGGUAGAUUGCCUUUUUUCUCUUUUUCUUUUUUUCUCUUUGCUUUUUUUGGGCAAUUUCUGUUUUGACUGGAUUGAUCAUACAUUGAGUCAUAUGAUUUCUUGAGUUGCUAAAGCGGCAACAAUGGGAGAAAGGGCUCUGUUUAUAUGUUACUGAAAUCAGUCAUGGCAGAAAGCAAAGAGUAAAUCAUAGUUUUCAAUCAGAGUGCUCUGAGUUUGUUGAGUAUAAAACAAAUCGACCAAACUCAAGCUUAGGAAAUUAAUAAAUACUAUAUUUAUGUAGUUUAACUUAAUA
Molecule: messenger RNA, 3135 nt
Organism: Salvia miltiorrhiza (redroot sage)
Lineage: Eukaryota; Viridiplantae; Streptophyta; Magnoliopsida; Lamiales; Lamiaceae
Exons: 11
Coding region: 341-2821 (826 amino acids)
Source: RefSeq, a predicted model, not a curated record